CAGCCCCACCAUUUUCCUUCCCUCCCCCACCCCCGUAGAACAAUCCAAAAGCCCCGCCCGCUAUUUGUCCCCACCGCAACCAUGUGCCCCGCCCACCGCCGGAGCCCGCCCCACUCCGCUCCGGCCGGAAGUGGAGCUCGCGCGGCCGGCGGGACGAUGCGGCUCGCGGGGCUUCUGCUCCUCGCAGCGCUCGGUGCGGCCCAGAGGCCAGUUUGUCCUGGGACAGACAUGAAGCUGGAGUUGUCGUUCAGUUUAGAGAACCAUUACUACACACUGCGCAAACAGUAUGAGAACUGCCAUGAGGUACAGGGCAACCUAGAGAUCACUCACCUUACAGGGAACCUGAACCUAUCCUUCCUCCAGAAUAUUCAAGAAGUCCAAGGUUAUGUUUUAAUAGCACACAAUGCAGUCGAUUAUAUUCCUCUGGAAAACCUACGCAUCAUACGAGGAAGCCAGUUGUUUGAGGGUCAGUUUGCACUGGCUGUCCUGUCUAAUUUUAAUUCAACUGGUGCUGGUCUCCGAGAGCUUCGUAUGAGAAGCCUAACAGAAAUCCUGGCGGGGAAUAUUCAGAUCAGCGAUAAUCCUUGGCUCUGUUACCAAGAGACCAUCCAGUGGGAUGACAUUCAGGACAAGAACAACAUGUUUCCUUUUGUAGGAUCAGUGGACUCAAACCGGACAGUGCAGUGUGAUAGUUGUAAUCCUGCCUGUGAAUCAGGAUCAUGCUGGGGAUCAGGUCCUAAAUAUUGCCAGAUAUUGACUCGGAAGAUUUGUGCGCCCCAGUGUCUGUCUCGAUGUAAAGGACGAGACCCGACUGAUUGCUGCCAUAGCCAGUGUGCUGCGGGCUGCACUGGUCCAAAAGACACUGACUGCCUGGCCUGUCACUAUUUCAGCAAUGGUGGAACAUGUCGGGGGGACUGUCCACCACUCAAUAUUUACACACCUCAUGCAUACUAUCUGAAGCCAAAUCCUGAAGGAAGAUACAUCUUUGGAGCCAGCUGUGUCAAAAAGUGCCCACAUAAUUAUUUAGCGACCAAUGUGGGCUCAUGCACGCUGAACUGUCCAAACCACACUAGGGAAGUGAACAAGGGGGGUGAACAUAAAUGCGAAAGGUGCAAUACCCCCUGUCCCAAAGUGUGUAAUGGUUUGGGUGUAAACAGUCUGAAGGGAGUGCGGGCUGUGAACGCGAACAACAUUGAUUCCUUCACUGGCUGCAGCAAGAUCUUUGGAAGCUUGGUGUUUCUUACUGAGACCUUCUCUGGUGACCCAGCUACAAAGACUCCCCCUCUGGAUCUAAGGAAGCUUCAGGUCUUUGCUCCUUUGACAGAGAUCACUGGGUAUUUAUAUAUCGAGGCAUGGCCACAGAAUUUUACCGACCUCAACAUAUUUGAGAACCUUGCUGUCAUCAGAGCGCGAGUGCUAUACAGAGGUGCAUAUGCAUUGUUGGUGCAGAAUCUCCAGAUACAAUCCCUGGGUUUGCGCUCUCUGAAAGAAAUUAGUAACGGGCUGGUGUUGGUUCACCAAAACCCAAACCUCUGCUAUGUCAACUCUAUCCCUUGGAAACAGCUAUUUAAGGAGGAGCAUCAAGAGGCAUUAAUAACGGCCAAUAAGCCACAGGAUAUUUGUAAAGCUGAAGGGAACACUUGUCACAGCUUGUGUACAAACAGCACAUGUUGGGGCCCAGGACCAACAAACUGCAUCUCCUGUAAAACGUUUGUUCGAGGCCAGGAGUGUGUAGAAUCAUGCAACUUAUAUGAGGGGGUGGUGAGAGAGUAUUUGAGUGAGUCGUCCUGUAUUCGGUGUCACAAGGAAUGUCUCCCACAGAUCAGAAACCUGACCUGUAGAGGAAUGGGGGCUGUUGACUGUGUGGAAUGCGCUCAUUAUAGGGACGGAACACAGUGUGUGGAGAAAUGUCCAAGUGGGUUACACGGGCAUGUUUGGAAAUAUGCCGAUGAAAAUGGCUUCUGUCAACUGUGUCGAACAAACUGCAGUCAUUCAUGUACAACUGGUGAAGAUGGAUGUCCUGAGGAGCCUGUUCACAGCCAGGUGACCUCAGUGGUGGCAGGGAUAGUGGGAGCACUACUCUUUGUAGUCCUUGUGAUUCUUCUUGUUGUCUGGUUCAAACGCAAGAAACGACUGAAGCGGAAACAUACAAUGCUGAGACUCCUGGAAAGAGAGCUGGUUGAACCAUUGACUCCAAGUGGAGUUGUUCCAAACCAGGCCCAUAUCCGAAUCCUGAAGGAAACUGAAAUGAAGAAAGUGAAGAUUCUGGGAUCUGGUGCCUUUGGGACAGUUUACAAGGGAGUCUGGAUGCCGGAGGAUGAAGAUGUGAAGAUUCCUGUUGCUAUUAAGGUUUUAAGAGAGGGAACUUCUCCAAAAGCAAACAAAGAUAUCCUGGAUGAAGCGUACAUAAUGGCGGGAGUGAGUAGUCCUUACGUCUGUCGUCUGCUUGGAAUCUGUCUGACAUCCACUGUUCAGCUGGUGACACAGCUGAUGCCAUUUGGUUCCCUACUGGAUUAUGUUCGAGAAAAUAAGGACCGGAUUGGAUCUCAGCAUCUCCUCAACUGGUGUGUGCAGAUCGCAAAGGGAAUGAACUAUCUAGAAGAUCAUGUUCGAUUAGUCCAUCGUGAUCUUGCUGCAAGGAAUGUCCUUGUGAAAAGCUCAAACCAUGUGAAGAUCACAGACUUUGGACUUGCUAGGCUGCUGGAUAUUGAUGAGACAGAAUACCGUGCAGAUGGUGGGAAGGUUCCAAUCAAAUGGAUGGCAUUGGAGUCCAUUUUGCACCGAAAAUUCACCCACCAAAGUGAUGUCUGGAGUUACGGAGUAACGGUCUGGGAGUUGAUGACAUUUGGAGCUAAACCAUAUGAUGGUAUCCCGGCUCGUGAGAUCCCUGACCUGCUGGAAAAGGGAGAACGACUCCCACAGCCCCCAAUCUGCACCAUUGAUGUCUACAUGAUCAUGGUUAAAUGCUGGAUGAUUGACUCGGAAUGUCGACCCAAGUUUCGGGAAUUGGUGACAGAGUUUACAAAGAUGGCUCGAGAUCCCCCCCGAUAUGUGGUAAUCCAAGGCGAUGAGCAGAUGGUCCUUCAAAGCCCCACUGACAGCAAGUUCUACCGAACUCUGCUGGAAGAUGAGGACAUGCAGGACCUGAUCGACGCUGAAGAGUAUCUGGUACCACAUCAGGGGUUUUUCACCACUCAGCCCCGCACUCAUUACAGGAGCAGAAUGUCAUCUUCCAGAAGUGCGACAAGUGUGGCAGAGGUGGAAGGUCAGGGGUCAGAGGCUGCACAGAGUUCUGGCCUGGUGCCUGGUGCUUCACAACCUGCUGAUGCCUGUGUGGACACUUUCGCUGAGGCUGAGGGCUCAGGAUGUAGAGGAGUGUCCUGCUGUCCUGCCAGAGAGGACAAUGUCACACAGCGAUAUAGCUCUGAUCCCACAGUGCAUCUGACUGACGAAGGAGAAGAUGAGGUGGAUAGUUACAUCUCACUGGGCUCUGAUCAAACAGAAACAGACUACAUAAAUCAGGCUGAUGAAACGUUAUCUCCCAGCCAAGCUCUGCCUCGUGGUAAUGGCAGGAAUGGGUCCCUAAUCCCAAAAGGUCUGUUCAGAAACACCGUGGAAAAUCCUGAAUAUCUAAGUCAACCGAGUCUGUCUGGGAACAAGGACCUGCCGUUUGAUCGUCCUGAUUAUUGGGCACCGGAUCUCCAGAGCAGGUUACACUCUGGCAAUUCUCCUUGCCUGAUCCCUGCUACCCCGACACUAACACAACCCAAUGGAUACAUCCAGGUUGCAACAGCAGAGAAUGCUGAAUAUCUUGGUCUGGCAGAGGCUGGCAGUGUGUAGAGGAAUCUGGCAGCUUUGGUAUAACCAGAUGUCUCACUGCCAGAAGACUGAACUGACAUCAGAACCUGAGCGUACUCAGCAGAAGAACACUAUCUCUCAUGUUCAACAGCAUCCAUUGAAAAGGCACCUUAUUUUACUCCGCACCUUAACUAAAUCUUACUGUAAGCAGGCUUUGGUGAGUGAGACCUUUGUUGGUGCCACAGUUUCUGUUCUGGAAUCUUUCACAAAUGUGCACAUUAUUCCCAUUGAAUCAGAGCCUAGGUUAACUGGUGAACUGGUAGUAAACACCGUACUGACCUGGGCCAAUGAACAAAAGCUUUUAGAAGCAAGCAAGCAGACUGUGAAAUGUUUCCUCAGAGUUCUGUUUAGAUUACAACUCUACAAAAUCAUAACACUGUUCAAGAAUAGCAAAAAAAAACCCAUCCUGAUCCACGUGAUUCACUGAGAGUCUGCCAGGCCAUCCAGACUGGAUCCCACAUCUGUUUGAGAAGUCGCAGUGCAGCUACCCUUUCCUGAGUAUUGCUUCCAUCCUCUUCCCCCCCCCCCCCCCCCCCCCACCCUCCGAUGCAGUGCCCCAUGCCCCCGUUCCUGGGCGCUGGCCACUCCCCGCCACCUCUCUGGUUUGGAUGUGGGGAGGGCUCUGACCUUGUGGGAUACCAGGUUUCUGUUUCUGAUGGGAAUGGGCAGCAUCACAUUUAACAGAUGAGUGUUCCCCUGGACCCCUGGUUGGACGAAUCAUGGGACAGGCAGUGAGGAGCUGUUCCUGACGGGGGAAGAGAACGUGAUACUGGGAUCCAAGAGAGAUCACCAAGCAGGAGGCAAGAUGUGAGAAUUAACUGAACAAUAUUAAAAGGAAUUUACUUUUUUUUGUAAGUGAAGUUUAACAGAAUGUUAGAAAUGAGUUGCUUUUGGUUUGGAGAAUAUUGUAGAAAUUACUCAAUGCUGAAAUUCAUGAAUUUUUAAUCCGUUUGAUCAGAGUUUUUGUAUAUUCGAUUAUGGGGAAAGAGUUUUAUAUGCUUGAAAAAGAUAUUUUUUCUAGAAGUAUCCAGUUGAUGUGAAUGUUUUUAUUUUAGCACUUUGUUCAUGGGAAAUGUUUUGACUUUAUUCUGAUUACAGCUGGUGGAAUUGUCCAAGUGGCCCUCAGCCCAUGGCACUCACUCCUUUGGCCAUCUGUAUUGCUCCAUUGCAGCCUCAAAGCUGAUUUGUUUGAAUGGAGGGCCAGCCAGGACUGAUUUACUGUUUGAUAAAUUGGUCUUCAAUUAGGCUCCAGUGCAGUUCGAGCUAUUGCAGUCAGACCUAUGCUGUGAUGAACCAGUGGUUUCAAGGAUGCAUUCUUGGUCCUGUGGGUUUUCCAAGUGCAGGUGACAGAACCUUGUUAUUUCUAAGCAUGGAUGAGGGUGUAAUAGCCUCAUACUAACAGAGACUCCUCAAGCCUAGGUUCUUAUUAGACUUUGCCCAAUUGCUUUGCUCAUUGGAGUCAAUUUGGGAUCAGUCAGUAAGCAUUUGAUAUGAUUUUGUAAAAUUGCUGUGGUGAAUUACCCCAGCUAUUGUAUAUUUGACAUUUUCUUUAAAUCUGGAUCCUGUAAAACACUAUGUAUUGUAAAUAAAUCUCACUCUAUUUUUA
Messenger RNA from Stegostoma tigrinum, 5464 nucleotides. RefSeq names its product erb-b2 receptor tyrosine kinase 2 (gene erbb2). The transcript has 27 exons. Gene Ontology annotation, molecular function: ATP binding; transmembrane receptor protein tyrosine kinase activity. The coding region runs from base 82 to 3840 and encodes 1252 amino acids. Gene Ontology annotation, biological process: positive regulation of MAPK cascade; multicellular organism development; positive regulation of cell population proliferation. The record is from RefSeq and is a predicted model, not a curated record. Lineage: Eukaryota; Metazoa; Chordata; Chondrichthyes; Orectolobiformes; Stegostomatidae. Gene Ontology annotation, cellular component: signaling receptor complex; basal plasma membrane.